This is a messenger RNA of Hevea brasiliensis (rubber tree), 916 nucleotides long. RefSeq names its product transcription factor PRE3-like. The record is from RefSeq and is a predicted model, not a curated record. Gene Ontology annotation, molecular function: protein dimerization activity. NCBI's taxonomy places the organism in Eukaryota, Viridiplantae, Streptophyta, Magnoliopsida, Malpighiales, Euphorbiaceae. Gene Ontology annotation, biological process: regulation of DNA-templated transcription; regulation of growth. The transcript is spliced from 2 exons. The coding region runs from base 425 to 700 and encodes 91 amino acids.
UCAAACUUCGACUUGGGAACAAUAGACAGUAUGGCGUAUCUCUAGAAAUCUCUCUCUCUCUCACACAUUGUCUCUCCAAAAACCUUAUUUAAAUACGCUCUUUGCCCACCUUUCUCCCAUGCAAUUCUUUCCUCUCUCCGCUACCUCUCUCUCUCUCUCUCUCUUUCUCUCUACUUCAUCUCCAAACAUCCAUCUUCACUUCUUCCAUGAUAACUUGUCUCUUCUUCACUUUCUUUCUUUAUCUUAGUUUCCCUUCCUUUUAAGCUUCUCCAUAGCAAUCCACUUUCUUGAUACUUCACUAGUCACCAGCUUCUGUGUCCUGCCGUUUCUUCUCUCUUUUCUAAGCUAUAUAGAGCAGCUUAGUUUUUGACAUAUAUAUAUCAUUAUAUAUUUUUAUAGUUUCAGUGAUAAUUUCUUUUAUAACAUGUCUAGCCGAAGAUCGAGAUCAAGACCAUCAGGGAGUUCAAGAAUCACAGAUGAUCAGAUCCUUGAUCUUGUUACUAAGUUGCAACAGCUUCUUCCUGAGAUUGGUAAUAGGCGUUCGGACAAGGUUUCAGCUGCCAAGGUGUUGCAGGAGACAUGUAACUAUAUCAGAAGCUUGCACAGAGAGGUUGAAGAUCUUAGCGAGCGGCUAUCUGAGUUAUUGGCAACUGCAGAUACUGCACAGGCUGCCAUAAUUAGGAAUUUACUUAUGCAAUAGAGCUGAGAAUUGCUAGCGAGUUCGGCUUUCGUCUUCCUUAAUUAUUUCGUCGUACUUCUCUCUAUAUCUUUCUUUCUUCUAGGUUUUUAUUAUCAAUAGCACCUGGCCUAAUGAUCGUAAUGAAUAUGUAGUGCUUGUUUAAUGGUUAGAAAUAGCUUUUUGCAAGCUUUAUCAGGCUAAGGAAUAUAAUAAAAGGGGCCUUCCAUUUUGCUGACA